Molecule: messenger RNA, 1121 nt
Organism: Geodia barretti
Lineage: Eukaryota; Metazoa; Porifera; Demospongiae; Tetractinellida; Geodiidae
Source: the annotation of a GenBank genome assembly
AUCGCAGUGGUGCAGUGGGGGUCUCCAGCCAUGACUGGAGGCAGUGGAGUGACCAUCAGUGAAUAUACAGUGACUGUUGAUGGUGGGAUGACCCAGACUGUCAGCCAUGAUGAUAGUGGGAGAUGUCUUCACUGCCACCAUUACUGUACCACAGUUCAACACCAGCUACAGUGUGUCAGUGACUGCCAUCAACUCUGUGGUCUCUCCAGUCAGCCUGCCACCACCACUGUCUUCAUUGAGGCCAGAGGAGGGAGAGAGGGAGGUGGGGGUGGUGUAUCCAGGAGAGGAGAUGGCAACAGUGGACCUGACUCCAGGAGGGACCAUAUGCUCUUUUCUCUCAACACCUACACCAGUUGUACUGCUACCAUACCAAUGUCUGCAGCAACUACAACAUCUCUAUCACACUCUCUAAUGAUAUCGGGUCUUCUCAACCUGUAUCCAUCAUCUUUAAUCUGCCCCAGUGGAGGUGAGAGGAGGGAGAGAGUCCAGCUGGAGGGCCUGCAGUCGUAGUCAGUCUGAACCCUCUCUGUCGCAGUGUCCCCUACACAGUGGGGCUGUCGUUUGGAGUGAGAGAGAGAACAGUGGAGGGACGUGUCUUCCUCAGCAGAACGUGACAGCCAACAUCCUCCCUGGAACCCCUGUCAUCCUGCCUAUAAUGUCACUACUCUUCCUCUGGCAGAUGGCCAACAAUACGUGUUUUACAGUUCCCCAGCUAAACAUUGAAGGUGAUCUGCCUAUGCCUGUACAAGCACUGUACUGACACUAGAGAAGAGAAGGAGAGCAUAUCAACUGGAGUUGCUGUGGCUAUAACACUGACCAUCUGUUUACUGGUGUUCAUACCUGUGGGUGUGGUCAUUGGUUCCUGUGGGACAUGGUUCGCAAUGCGCAGAGGAGGAGAAAGAGAGAGAGGAAACGAGGAAGAGAAGAGAAAACGAAAAAGCUUGUACGCGUAGCGUAUAUAGGAGAGCCAGUUCAUUCAGUGGCGACUGCCAUUCCUCUCUCUGCGAACCAGGCAUUAUGGCCAGGUCUCCACUCAGAGGUUAGUAGAGGGAGUGGUGCACUGUGUAGCAUAACAAGCAAGGACACCUACCACUUUGUUGCUGUCUAUUAAUGGUUUCAUA